Molecule: messenger RNA, 1863 nt
Organism: Strongyloides ratti
Lineage: Eukaryota; Metazoa; Nematoda; Chromadorea; Rhabditida; Strongyloididae
Product: WASp
Exons: 5
Coding region: 1-1863 (620 amino acids)
Molecular function (GO): actin binding
Source: RefSeq, a predicted model, not a curated record
AUGUCUAAUUAUUCUUCUUCACAAAAUAAUUAUUAUCAAAAAUCGGUGUCCUCAAAUUAUAUACAAAACAAUGAUGGAAUUUCAAAGGCUUGUGGAACAUUACAAAAACCAAGACGUCCUCCAAAUAAUGGUUCAAUAAUAUUAAAAGAUGAUGAAAAUCAAACACUUUUUAGACUUUGUGGACCAAAUAUAGUAGUAUUAGCUGCUGGAGUAUGUCAAUUACUUCGUUCAACAGGUAAACCAAAUGUAACAUGGGAAAUUGUAUCACCAGGAGUUGUUGUAUUAUGUAAAGAUUAUGAACGUCGUUUAUAUUGUUUAAGAUUAUAUUGUUUGGUAAGAGAAGAAUUAUUAUGGGAACAAAUUAUGUAUAUUAAUUUUAUGCCAGAAUACUUAAAAAACAAAAGAAAUAUGUUAGUUUUUGAAGGAGAAAAGUGUAUAUACUGUCUUAACUUUACAACAGACGAAGAAGCGGGAAUUUUCUAUAAUCAUUUUUAUAAACGUUUAUUAAAAGAAAAAGAAAAUACAGCUAGAGCAGCAAAAGCUCAAGAAAGUAUACAUCCAAAUUAUAAUCAAGGAACUAUUCUUACACAAUCAACAGGUGUUUCAGUAAUGGGAGCUGUUCCAUUUUAUUCACCAAAUCAAAAAAAUCAACCUUUACUUGGAAAUGGAAAAGAACAAAAGAAAAAUAAAAAAAAGGAUAAAGGAAAAAAGAUAUGUUGGGAUCAACAUUCUGGUUUUCAACAUACUGUUUCUGAUAGUAAUGCAAUUGAUGAUUCUGUAAAAGAUGUUAUUAAAGCUGCUGGUUUUAAUCCAGAUAAUUUAAACCAAGAUGAAAUUAAAUUUGUUAAAGAUUUUGUUAGUAAAUAUGAUAAAUCUGAUUCAAAUAUUUACAAAGCACCAAUUGAUCCAUUUAAUGCAUGGGAUGAUACUCCAUCAGUUCAGAGACAUUCGAAUUCGCAAACGAAUUAUCAAGAUACAUUAUAUAAUUCAACUUUACAAAAUAAAAGAAAUAUAUCAACAGUUCCAAUACAUUCUUUAAAAAAUGAGGCAUCAAAUUUUUAUGAUACAAAUAAGAUUACUUACAAUAUUCAAACAUCACAAAAUAUUCCAUUACAUGGAAAAUAUUAUAAUGAUCAAAAUAAUGUUCAUCAAAGAACAACACCAGCUCCUCCACCACCAAUUAGGAGAGAUUUAAAUAAUUUCCAAAAUGAUUUAAGUAACAAAAUUCCUAAAAAUGAAAAUAUUGAUAUGGCACCUGUACGGGCAGCACCAAAUACACCUAAAAGACCCACAAAUAUGCCACCACCUCCACCACCACCGAUAAAAACAAAUAGACCUCCACCACCUCCUCCAAUAUUAAAGAAUAUUAAUAGUAAUCCAAUUAUUACAAAACAAAAUCCAGCUCCUUUAAUACCAACAUCAACUUUACCAUCAGUUGGAUCAUCUGCACCACCGCCACCUCCUCCACCACCACCAGGAUUACUUAAAUCUUCUCCACCAAGUUUGCCAACAAAUACAUCACAAGUACAAAAAUCUCAAUUACCUACUAAUAACGGUCGUGGUGAUUUAUUGGCAGAAAUACAGGCUGGAAAAGCUUUGAAAAAAGUUGAACAAUCAAUUUCACAAGGUGGAAAAUCAAUAAAUACUCGUGAUGAUUUAUUAGCACAAAUACAGAAAGGUACUAAUUUAAGACAUGUUGAAUCUGACAAUGGAAUUCAAAAUCGCAAAUCAAGUGGUAACCUUAAUGAAAUGGAUGGAAUUGCUGGUGCAUUAGCCAGAGCUCUAGAAGAAAGAAGAAAAAAUAUGCUUGUCUCAGAUAGUGAAGAUUCUGAUGUUGAUAAUGAUGAAUGGGAUUCUGACUAA